GAUGCAAGAGGAUCUCGCCGUGGCCGCUGCCCCCCGACGGGAGCCGUGCGGCGGCCGGGCGAGGAGCGCUGGGUGCCGGCCGGGAUGGAGCCGCCACCGCCCGCCUGAGCCCCGCUGCAGCCCGGGGGGACCCCCGGCAGCCCGGGGGGGAUGGCGCUCAGCUCCCGGGCUCACGCCUUCUCGGUGGAAGCCCUGGUGGGACGCUCGGCCAAGAGGAAAGUGCCGGAGGGUCGCGAUGAGGAGCCCGGGCCCGGCUGCCGGCCGGGUCGCAGAGUCCCCGAGGCGGAGAAGCGGCCCAAGGCCGGUGCCGAGAGCCGGCCGGGCGGGGUGCAGGUGGAGCUGCAGGGCUCCGAGCUCUGGAGGAGGUUCCACGACAUCGGCACCGAGAUGAUCAUCACCAAGGCCGGCAGGAGGAUGUUCCCAUCGGUCCGGGUGAAGGUGAAGGGUCUGGAGCCGCUGCAACAAUAUUACAUCGCUAUCGACGUCGUGCCCGUGGAUUCCAAAAGAUACAGGUACGUCUAUCACAGCUCGCAGUGGAUGGUGGCGGGGAACACGGACCACUCCUGCAUCACCCCGCGCCUCUACAUCCACCCCGACUCCCCCUGCUCGGGGGAGACCUGGAUGAGGCAAAUCAUCAGCUUCGACCGCGUGAAGCUCACCAACAACGAGAUGGACGACAAGGGGCACAUCAUCCUGCAGUCCAUGCACAAGUACAAGCCCCGCGUCCACGUUAUCGCCCAGGAUUCUCGCUUCGAUCUAGCGCAGAUCCAGUCGCUGCCGGCCGAGGGGGUGCAGACCUUCUCCUUCCAGGAGACCGAGUUCACCACGGUCACGGCCUACCAGAACCAGCAGAUCACGAAGCUGAAGAUCGACAGGAACCCCUUCGCCAAAGGUUUUCGGGACCCCGGCAGGAACAGAGGGGUGCUGGAUGGGCUCCUGGAGACCUACCCGUGGAGACCCCCCCUCGCCCUGGAUUUCAAGGCUUUCGGAGCAGACAGCCAGGGUGGGAGCUCCAGCUCUUCUCCAGUGGCCUCCAGCGGUGGGACCCCCUCUCCUCUGAACCCCCUGCUCUCUCCAUCGUGCUCCCCUCCCACGCUUCACUUGCCCGCAAGCAACCUGGGCAUGUCGUGCCCCGAGAGCUUCCUGUACCCCCUCAACAUGCCCCUCUACUACAAGAUCUGCCCUACGAGCUUCUUGAGACAACAGGCGCUCCUCUUUCCGAGCCAUGAAAAACUGGGAGCCACCAACCCACACCUUUUACCCCACUUCAUGGUGGAUAUGCCCAAACUGUCUUCCCUGAAAAACGCCAAAGCCGAAGACUUAAACGCUCAGUACCUACAAGCCCCUGGUUCUGCUGGUCAAAUGCUGAAUGGAUUACAUGCAUCUGGAAACAUUUUCCCAUCAAGUCCCAUUGCUCGGGAAGCACUUAAUUGUUCUUUACAUCCUCCAUAUGGCUUGUAUGGUUAUAACUUCUCUGUGCCAUCCAGACUGAUGAAUGCAGCAGGGCAUUUCAAAGUGAGUGACAGCAUUCCGGCUGCUUUGAGGGACGGCAGAUGCAAUCACUCCAGCUGGCACCCCACAAUUAACCACUGCAUUUAGUGGGAUCAGAGAAUAUUUCAGAGCUAUGUAAAGCAAGUCCUUCCUUCCUUCAUACCCAGGGGCUUGUUAGUUAUUGCCUCUGAAACAUUGCAUGGUACAGGAGCGGGAUGGGCAGGCAUUUAAUUUUUUUUUUUUUUUUUUUUGUGGCCAGAAGGGUUGUGUGUUUGGGAGGGUGGAGGAUCUAAGAGGGUCUGAGAUGACCCUGAAGUGAUACCUUUUGGCCACAUUUAUGUCACAGUUGUAGGUUAAGAGCAAACUGUCAGUCACCUUUUCACUAUUUGCACUCUCAUGUGGGGGCAUUGAUGUCUGUAUUCCUACAAUUCUGUUUUCUCUCUCUUGCUUGCCUUUAGUUAGCUCAGAGCCCUGGGG
Molecule: messenger RNA, 1968 nt
Organism: Cinclus cinclus
Lineage: Eukaryota; Metazoa; Chordata; Aves; Passeriformes; Cinclidae
Gene: TBX22
Product: T-box transcription factor 22
Exons: 8
Coding region: 151-1599 (482 amino acids)
Biological process (GO): regulation of transcription by RNA polymerase II; cell fate specification; positive regulation of DNA-templated transcription
Cellular component (GO): nucleus
Molecular function (GO): DNA-binding transcription factor activity, RNA polymerase II-specific; RNA polymerase II cis-regulatory region sequence-specific DNA binding
Source: RefSeq, a predicted model, not a curated record